Molecule: messenger RNA, 1047 nt
Organism: Candida dubliniensis CD36
Lineage: Eukaryota; Fungi; Ascomycota; Pichiomycetes; Serinales; Debaryomycetaceae
Product: H(+)-transporting V0 sector ATPase subunit d
Exons: 1
Coding region: 1-1047 (348 amino acids)
Biological process (GO): proton transmembrane transport; vacuolar transport; vacuolar acidification
Cellular component (GO): proton-transporting V-type ATPase, V0 domain; vacuolar proton-transporting V-type ATPase complex; fungal-type vacuole membrane
Molecular function (GO): proton-transporting ATPase activity, rotational mechanism
Source: RefSeq, a predicted model, not a curated record
AUGGAGGGACUUUUCUUUAACAUUGACUACGGCUAUAUUGAAGGUGUUGUACGCGGCUACAAAUCCGGCCUCUUGACCUCCAACCAAUACGUCAAUCUCACCCAAUGCGAUAACCUUGAAGAUUUGAAACUCCAGUUAUCGUCCACCGACUAUGGCAAUUUCCUUGCCAACUACUCCGGCCCCCUUAGCACCUCCGUCAUCCAAGAAAACUUAUCGAAAAAGCUAUUCCAGCAAUACCAAUACAUCCACACCCAGUCCUCCUCCAAAUUAACCAAAUUCAUGAACUUUAUCAACUACGGGUACAUGAUCGACAACGUCAUCUUAAUGAUUACCGGAACCUUGCACGAAAGAGACAAGUCGGAAAUCUUGGCCAAAACAAACCCAUUGGGAUGGUUCGAUACCUUGCCCACCUUGUCCAUCGCCACCGACAUCGAAAGCUUGUACCUGACAGUUUUGAUUGACACCCCGUUAGCCCCAUUCUUCAAGAACUGUGUUUCUGCUGACGACUUGGACGACUUGAAUAUCGAAAUCAUCAGAAACAGACUAUACAAAAACUACUUGGAAGAGUUUGUCGACUGGUGUAACAAAAAUUUGGAUGGACCCGAUAAGGAAAUCAUGGAGAGGUUGCUAACCUUGGAAGCCGACAAACGUGUUAUCAACAUCGCCUUAAACUCCCUCAACAACCCCGACCUCUCCCCAGAAGACAAGUUAUCGUUAUUCCCCAACUACGGCAAGUUAUACCCCACCUACCACUUGGAGUUGUCACAGGUUGACGAUGUGGAACAAUUAAAGUCCAUUGUCGAGCUUGUAGGAGACUACAAAGACAUCUUUUCCGAAACAAACGAUGCCUUAAAAAGUUUGGGCGACUGGUUCUAUUACUUGGAAAUGCAAUUGUGCAGAAACGCAUUCACCCAGCAGUUUACUUUGGCAACCGUCUAUGCCUGGUUGAAAUCCAAAGAGCAAGAGAUUAGAAACGUCACCUGGAUUGCAGAGUGUAUCGCCCAAAACCAGAAAAAUAGAAUCGAUAGCUACAUAGCUGUAUACUGA